Molecule: messenger RNA, 936 nt
Organism: Phyllostomus hastatus (greater spear-nosed bat)
Lineage: Eukaryota; Metazoa; Chordata; Mammalia; Chiroptera; Phyllostomidae
Gene: SMIM20
Product: small integral membrane protein 20
Exons: 3
Coding region: 113-316 (67 amino acids)
Biological process (GO): mitochondrial respiratory chain complex IV assembly
Cellular component (GO): mitochondrial inner membrane
Source: RefSeq, a predicted model, not a curated record
GCCCGGAAGGGAAAGCUGCUCCGCCCCGACCCGACCCAGCAGCGGGAGCGUGAUUCCGGUGAUUCGGAGGUGCGGGGCCUCUGAGCCGGUCAGGGCAGUCCCUGCGGGCGCCAUGUCCCGGAACCUGCGGACCGCACUCAUUUUCGGCGGCUUCGUCUCCCUGGUCGGCGCCGCCUUCUACCCCAUCUACUUCCGGCCCCUAAUGCGGCUGGAGGAAUACCAGAAGGAACAAGCUAUUAAUCGGGCUGGUAUUGUUCAGGAAGAUGUGCAGCCACCAGGGUUAAAAGUGUGGUCCAACCCAUUUGGCAGGAAAUGAGAAGCCUGUCACCGACUCUAUUAUGAAAUUAGACAUCUUCAUGCUCUCUGCUGCGCAGCAAGCGUGAUGAAUCGCCUCGCUACAGAACGACGGCUGGAGAAGAAAACUCUGUAAUGCCACAAAUAAGAGUACUAUGCACAAGGAUUAAUAUCUCCCUUCUUAGGCAUCAGAAGAACCCUGGAACAAAUCACACCAUUAGGAAGGUUUUGUGAUUCGGUUUACUUCUCUAAAAAUGAAGCCCUCUGGCCCAGCUGUGUUUGGAGAUCCACUCGCUAUUCACUAUUCAGUCUGUACUACUCGCCCAACUGUGCUGUGAUAGGGUACGAGCAACCAGGAGCCUUGGGAGGAUCCUAAUUUCAGUGAAAAGCCACUGUGCUGAGAAGGGCUCUUUCUCAUAGGGCUCUUUGAAGACGUUAAAGUGGAUAAAACUCUCCAGGGACACGGUUCCUUGUACUCGUUAAGAACAAACCAUUCAGCCGCACUAACUUGUCGAAGGUUGCUGCAUGUUGGAAAAUAAUAAAUACGAAGCAAUUCAUACUAAACGGGAGUACAUGCGGAAUAUGAAUAGGUGUUAAAUUAACAGUACUGCAAAUGUGUGUAUUAAAGUGAUUUUUACUUCA